Suhomyces tanzawaensis NRRL Y-17324 is the source of this 2283-nucleotide messenger RNA. RefSeq names its product Zn(II)2Cys6 transcription factor. The transcript is spliced from 6 exons. The annotation marks the transcript as partial. Lineage: Eukaryota; Fungi; Ascomycota; Pichiomycetes; Serinales; Debaryomycetaceae. Gene Ontology annotation, molecular function: zinc ion binding; DNA-binding transcription factor activity, RNA polymerase II-specific. Gene Ontology annotation, biological process: regulation of DNA-templated transcription. The record is from RefSeq and is a predicted model, not a curated record.
AUAAAUGACAGCCUUCCCAUCUCCUGCGUUUCUUGCAGAAGAAAGAAGAUCAAAUGUAACAAAUUGAAGCCAUGCAACCAGUGCAUUAAAAGAUCGAUCCCGUGUCACUUCCCUUCCACCUUCCGGAAUAUCCAAAUUAAUGAAGAUGACUUGACCUCAUUUGACAACGAGGACCUGAAGCAUAUCCUAUCAUCCAAUUUGCGUCAAGAACUCGAACUUUUCAGAGUCGCCAAUCUCCAACUUAUUGAAUCGAAUAAUAAAUUGCAGUGUGAGUUAAACAAGCUUAGCACUCGAUUGGAAGGUAGUAAUACUGUCAAAGAUACAAAGGAAUCUUCAAAUAAGGGUAUAGAGAUUUCGGGCGAAACCACUGAAGAAGGUGAAAAGUACUAUGGACCGCAAUCAUCAAGCUUUAUGAUUGAGUCAUUGAAAAGACAAAAAUCUGGUUCUGAAGAAAGCCAGUCUCAACCCCCCGUCGAAGCGCGCCCAGAAAAACAUAACUUGGUUGAACAGAGUCUUGCUAAAAAACGUCUCCCACCUUUAUUGUAUGCAUUGCAUAGAUUUGAUGAUCCAGAUAUCAGUUCUGACUCUGAAACUUGGGCCGAUCUCCAAAAACAAAACUUUAAUGUUUUAGUGAAAUUGGUGAACUUGUUCUUUGAUAAUAACCGUUACUAUGAAACUUUUAUUUCUAGAACAAAAGUAUUCGAAUUUUUGCACAGUUAUCAGGAUAUCAAGGACAUGGAGUGGGAAAAUGAUGAUGAUUUAUUACUCUUCUAUAUGAUCUUACUACUUUCUUUGCAAAAGUUGACUCCGUCAGAAUUUAUCGAGUUGAACCUAAUCCCUCAACCUGCCAUUCAAGCUUUAAACAAGUUCAAAAAUUACCUUUCAAAAAAUGUCUUGUAUCACAGUUUUGAAAAGUUGAGACAUAAUUUACUCAAUGAGUCAAUUAUCACUGUUCAAGCCUACAUCUUGUGCACUGAAUGGUAUUUCAUAGAACAAAGAUACGAAGAGUGUUGGUCUAUGAUGUUUCACUGUUGUGGAAUUGCUUACUCUAUCGGUUUGCACGUUAUGGGACAAUUCAGAUCUAUAAAUUCGACUUCCAAGAACAAUGAUUUAAAUGACGAAGAUGACGAAGAGAUGGACAUAUUUAGAUUCAAAGUAUUUUUUGCGCUCAAAAGCUUGACGGGUCAAAUUUGUUCAAUUUUAGGAAGGCCAAAUCCUAUAUCCAUUCAGGUCAACUCGAUAGUUCUCAAGAGUUCACCGUUGAGCAGUAAUCAAUCAAACAUCAAUAUGAAUAAGAAUAAGACUCAAGCCCUAUUAAAGAUUGGUUUGAGUGAGUGUUUAAGACUUUCCAAUUCCAUGUUGAUUGAAAACUUUAUGAUUGAUUUCACAAUUGAUGAUCUCUUAAAUUUGAACAAAAAAUUCGAACAGGAAAUUGAAUUGCUAGAAUGGUUCAUUAGUGAUGAAUAUUUAAGCGAUGAAGAAGAAUCCAAGGAUAAUGAGGGCGAUUUGCUCAAGAUUGACAAAACCAACAUUUUGAUGGAUCUUAUUGUAUUGCAUAUCAAUAAGGCUAAGCUUUUCGAACCUUUCGUCAAUAAAUUUGAAAAAAUCGAUCAGUAUGACUUAAUCAUAAAGAACUUGAUUCAUUCAAUUUUGAAGUUCUUGGAAUUGCUCAAUUAUUUCAUCGAGAACUUCUUGAAUAUGUUUGUUGAAAAAUAUUUCCACUAUCAUACUAGAUUAGGUGGUUCAGACUUAAGUGAGCUGAUCGACGAUAAUUUCGGAAAGUUAUUCAGAAUCUAUUUCCCAUUUUUGAAUUCCUCAAUCUACCAAGGCAUUAUCGUUGUCUUCACCUUUUUGCACUACAAGUUUCAGGAAUUUGUUGUCAACAAGGAUAAGACUGAUACUAUGAUCAACAAUGAGUUCUUGAAAUUAUUAGAAUUAAACUUCAAUUCUUUAUUGAACUUUGACAGAAGAAUCUCGGGGAUUCUCAAUUCCAUCACAAAAUUGUGGCCUUCAAAUGUUGCCUAUUUGAUGCAUAAAGUGUUGAAAAACAUCAACCAGAUAUAUGAGAGACAAAAUUGCAAUGAAGAGGCCAAUGACCAUUUGAAUAGCCAAUUCAAUGAUGAUCAAAGCAACUUUGAAUUUACUCAGCUCUAUGGGUUUCACUUGAAUGAUCCUUUCUGGAUCACCAAUCCAGAAAAUUUGCCACAUUACCUCAGUUCACCAAGUGAUGAAGCGACUCCAAAAUCUCACAUGAAUCGCGAUUCGAAGAAUCAGAGCAGCACC